CAUUCGUCUCGCUGUGUGAAUAUUCGGCCGGCAAAUGUUCAAAUAAUUUACUUAAGUUGUCGACAUGAUUUAGGAUAUCUCAAACGAAGCGAAACUACUAUCUCGUUACCUGUGGUAUUAACCUGUCAAAGGGGAUGAAGCAGGGGCAUUUCGUCACGAAGAAUUAUCAGAUUCCUCUGAGACUUCAUGCUGUUCGUGAGUUUAGUCGAACCGGUUAGAACCAGUUAUUGUACAUUGACGGGAGGAAGAUGAACAAUGUCAUGUAGGAGGACGAGAAACGCGAAGGUACGUGUAUGCUGAAGGUGCUGGUGAACCUCGAGGACUCGGCCAGGAAGAAUUCUUGGAAGGUCCUUAUGGUAUCUGAGAAAAGGGUAGAGUCGUUACCGAACGCGAUACAAGGAUUGAAGGGUUGGCCCCGACGUUGGAGCCAUUUAAAUAAAAGUUACAUUUAGGAGGAUCCAAUAUGGCCGACAAGAAUGAUAAUUUCAUAGAGGGGAGUAGUAAUGGGAUCACUACGAUGGUCCCGACCACUGCGGCUCACGAUGGUAAGACACUGAAUGCCAACCGUGGCAACAUUAACGAGAAGAAUUCCACCAGGAAAGAAGGAUUGUAUACGAAAAGGGAUCAUUCGAAUUAUCAAAAGUCCAGCAGUGCAGGUUACGUCACCAAGGACAAAGAAGGCAACGUGAGAACGAACGACUCUUACAAUAAUCCAAAAGGGCUGGCUCCCAUAGUAGGAUGGCAGAAUGGGAGUCCUACUGUAUUUCCAAGCUCACCAGUCAAGCCUUCCGAUGAUCAGUCAGGCCCUCCGAGCGGGACACCCGAUACGAGGAGUCUGUCGAAGAGUUCCGGGAUCGGUCAAGAUUCCGGAAAUACAGAGGACCUCAGUAGUCUAGCCGACGAGCGUUUGUUCCCGUCAACACCUGCGCUGACUAUAGACAGAAGCGUUGAGUCUUUGUCCCCUGACAAGGAUACCUUCCUCUCGAACUCACCGGAUAUCGGGAGGAACAAGGAUCUUAGUCUCGGUGAAGAGCUCGGAGAGAAGACGGCCCUUUUGAGUCCUGGUACGGACUGCACGGAGGACAGAAUACCAGCAACACCUGGGGACAGUUACGUGACCUCACCCAAUCUGACAGUGGGACCUAGUCCAACGAUCACGAGUCUCCAGGACGAGAAGAAGAGCUUAGAGGGAAAUGGUCCGGGCGGUGAGAAGACUCACGGUAUCUUGGUGCGAAACAGGAAGUUCUCCGAUCCGGAAACGAUAAUCACGUCGAAUCCUGGCUACGAUGAUUACGAUAAGAGGGAGCUUGAUUCUAUUGAUGAUUCAGACAGUCUUUUGGAGAUUUACGAUGACGAGGAUACGGAGAGGAAUGCAAAUAACAAGCCUAAGAUCCCUGACGGUGGUUGGGGUUGGGUGGUCGUUCUAGCUUCCUUGUUAAUAUCAAUGGUCGCCGAUGGUGUAUCCUUCAGUUUCGGACUCCUCUACAUUGAGUUCCUUCACGAGUUCGGAGCCUCGAAGUCGAAAACUGCAUGGAUUGGCUCGCUCUUUAUGGCUGUUCCAUUGCUGUCAGGCCCAAUCAUGUCCACUCUCGUUGACAGAUACGGCUGUCGCAAUAUGACCAUAUUGGGUGGCCUCAUAUCCGGUCUUGGUUUCGUCCUCAGUUCGUUCUCAACCACCAUCGAGGUAAUGUACUUAACAUUUGGCGUACUUGCUGGUAUCGGUCUGGGUCUGUGCUACGUCACCGCGGUCGUGAGCAUCGCUUAUUGGUUCGACAAGAAACGUACUCUAGCUGUAGGAUUAGGAGCUUGCGGCACCGGAAUAGGAACCUUCGUCUACGCGCCUAUGACAACCUUCUUCAUUAAUGAGUACGGAUGGCGUGGAACCUGUUUGCUGCUAGCAGGGACCUUCUUUAACCUCAUUGUCUGUGGCACCGUCAUGCGAGAUCCCGAGUGGUGGGUCCAGGAGCAAGAGAAACAGGCGAUGGCAUCGCCGAAGAAAUCUAUCAGCAGGUCGGACGGGGGUAGAUCAGCUGCCAGUCCAGCCGAUGACUUUCCUGGUGUAGAUGAACUUCGUCGGUUGCUGAAAAGUGGCAAGGCCCCGGAAUAUCUUUUGCAGAGUCUCAGAACCAGCACCGAGGCUAGACCCAACGCCAAGGGGAACCCGGCCUUUCGCAGCGUCGUUAAUCUUCCUACCUUUGUCAGACAAAGUGAAAAGGUUCCUCUGGAGGUUCUUGAGUCACUUUCCGGCAAUUCGAGAUUGUACAACGUUAUACUCGAGAAUUAUCCUAGUCUACUGCUGUGCAGGAGCUCGUCCGACAAGAAACUUGAUGAUUCCAGUGGGGAGGUUGCGAACAAGAGCGGCGUCACUAUGUCCAUGAGGUUACAUGACUGGAUCAAGCAAGCUACAGAAAAGGCGAAACCAGUACCGAUCAAAGAUUCACGUCGUGGAUCAUCAGUCCACGCAUCAACAAAAAUUUUGGCCACGAGAAGAAUGUCAAGGAGGGACUUGGAGGAAGCUAAUCCGCUAUUAGCCAAGGAAGUUGCUCAGGCUAUUGCCGAGGCAGAAAAAGCAAAGUCACAAUCCAGACAUCAUCUGCCUGGUUUUGGAGGUGGCGUAGUCAGAACAGAUUCCCUUCCUUGGCUUCGUAGACAGUUCAACACAAAUACUCAUUAUUUCAAGGAUAUUCGAGUACACCGAAAUUCCGUUAUGUAUAGAGGAGCUGUUCUGAAUCUGCACAAGUAUAGAUUACGAGCCAGUAGCUGUCCCAACAUUUAUAGAAACAGCAUGACGACCUUGGCCAAAGAAUCCUCAGAGAAAUGGUAUGCAGAGCUCAUCGAAUUGCUCAAAGGCAUGAUGGAUUUCUCUAUGUUCCUGGAAUUGCAUUUCCUAUUGCUCUCACUCUCGACGAUUCUACUCUUUACUUGGUUCGUCGUGCCUUAUUUUUACCUUGCCGAGCAUCUCACGAGAAAUGGAUAUUCGGAGUCGGAUGGUGCCAAUCUUCUUAGCAUCAUUGGAAUAACCAACACCAUCGGAAUGAUCGGUUUGGGCUGGGCCGGCGAUCGACCCUGGAUGAACGUUAGCAAAACUUACACCUGGUGCUUGAUCGCAUGUGGCAUUGCCACCAUCAUGAUGCCCAUCGUUAUUCAUCAUUACUACCUUAUGGUGAUAACGUCUGCUGCGUUUGGUCUAUUCUUCGCUAGCAACUUCAGCUUCACUCCCGUUAUCCUGGUCGAGCUUAUUCCACUUGAGAGAUUCACUACGGCCUAUGGAUUGAGCUUGUUGUGUCAAGGCAUAGGGAACCUUUUGGGACCACCCUUGGCAGGAUGGAUAUUUGACGUCACAGGUUCCUGGGAUUUGUCCUUCCUCAUGGCUGGUGGCUGGAUCAUCCUCUCAGGAUGUCUUAUGAGUAUUAUACCAUAUUCCAAGAACAGAAAGAUCUGGGGAAGCGGUCCCGUUGAGAUGGAACGCGAACGUGAAAUCGGGGCUUAGAAAAAAUUAAGAAAUAUUGAAAAUCGUCUUUUUUUUCAAUAUGAAUGCACUCGCUUCUCGUUGCGAUCUGUUAUUUAUAUGCUAUCUUUCAUAAUAUUAAAAACAGUAGAAGAAGCCAAGAGUUCGCCCAAACAAUAUAGUUUAUAUAUACAUACGGAACAUCUUUCUGAUUAUAUUCGUACAGUGCAUGUUUCCAUCAGACUGUUUUUAAAUAUAUUUAAUAUUUUUUAUGCUCAUCUAAUAUGACUACGAUUCACUUUUACUAGUGCAUCAGGUCGCUUCAUUCUCGGCUAUUAUUUGGUCUGUUACGUAUACAUAGCUUUUGAACCACCUUUGGGUAAAAGUAAAGCAACGACCAAUAAAUGAGCAUUUAUGCCUAAGGAAUUAAUUCAUAUUAGGUCAUUGGACUGCUUCAAGUUACCAAAAGUAGUUUGAAGGUCAACUAUGAGUACGACAGUUUUGUUCAGCCUGCUGUACACUGUAUUAGAUCUUUAGAAGUUUUUGUGCAUAAUGUAUUUGCAGGCUUCAUGUAUUUGAAGAUCUAAGGAAACAUUAUGAAUACGUUAAUGAUACGUGGAGUCAUAAUAACUGGUUCGCAACAUUUUUUAUUAAAAAAGUGAUUUGUUCAGAGAAAAACUCUCUCACACUUUGUGAAGACACUUGAAACCACGUUAUUGCAUUGUGAUCCUUAAUGUUUUAUCACAAUAGUACAUUUUGACUAUAGACAUAUUGAAACGUUUAGUUUUGGCUUUUCUCUUGGCUUGAUUCUUUAACUGCCAUUUAAACUGAAAAUUAAAUGGAAAUGAUGCAUCCAGCAACGAAUUAAUGCGUAGACUAUCGUUUAACGUGAGAAGAUGUUAUAGAUACCAAAGAUAAUUCUAAUCUUACUAAUAUCAUGCAUAGAUUAAUAAUUGCAUCAAUAUUAACUCUAUAAUUAAUACACUCUUCAAUGUACCUUACAUUGUGCUUGAUAGUGCGAUAUGUACGGAUUGUUUGAGUAACAAUCAACUCAAAAUGGUUCUCUUCGACAAACUCAUCGAAUUCCGUUCGUGUUGCGUUGUUAUGUUGUUGCUAGGAGAUUAAUUAUUCCCAUUAUGUAUUUAAUUUAAAGAAAUUUAAGAGGUUGACUAAUUUUAAGUGCCCCUUUUAUAUUAUAUUAUACAUUUAUCACGUAUUAUUAUAUCUCGUACUUUACGAUACCAUCGGAUAUCAAUUUCUAUGCGAACAAAGGGGACAAUGCAAUAGAUAUUCGAGAGUAUACGCUUAUAUACAGAUAUCCAAAGACUUUAUGUGUAUGUACACUUUGUCAGGAAGGUUUUAUGUAGAUAACCAUCAAAUGAUUUCAUAAAACAGGUCUAUUAAUAGAACUGCCAGGAAUGAAGAAUUCUGCAUUAUAGGAAGAAAGUAAAAGCUUGGAUCUAUAUAAGGUGUACCAUGUAUGCGGUUAUGGUUCAGAGGAUUUUUCUAUAUAAAAAAUAUAUAGUAUCUUCUAUAUGGAAAGUAACCAAAGGUUCUAACAGUUUUCAAGAUCAAAUAAUUUUAGAUUGACCAAAAGUUCUUGAAAGACUAAUGCUUGUAAGAGAAUUGUUAUUCGACGUGAUGUAUUAUUUACUUUCUUGAGGAGAUUUGGUUUAAUGCACCCGGGUACAAAAUUUGAGUCUGUUGAACAAGAACAUUUAGUUUUUUUUUUUUUGUAAACUACUAACCGUAGGUAUUUUUAUAUUUUUAAUAUCAUUUGUCGUUCGCAUUUCCACUUAGAUUUCUCCCUUGGGAAGAUAACCGUAUGAUAUGGUACAGAUUGUAUAGUUGAAAUGGAGCCAUUUUCGAUCAAACAUUUUUUCUCGCAAGGUACAAUAAGUUUUUUGGGAAUUUUUACAACCAAAUAUGCCUUCGUCGCGAGUCUGAUGGUCUAGGGAACAUCUGGUCCGGAUGAGAUAGUCAAUUCUCGUGACACUAGUGUAGCCAAACGCUCGCGUUAUACAAACCCAUUUAACAAUCCUAACUAUUGUAUUACACAAGAUACAAAAGAGGCAGAUACAAUAGAAAAACUGUCUCUCCGUUAGUCUUCGGUAAUUAUACCAAACGCUAAACUACUACCUGAAGAGCACUUUCAUAGGCUCGUUAUAUUGUUUUAUGUUGUCUACAGAUAAAAAAUUAUUAAAUAUUACAAAAUACAA
Messenger RNA from Cephus cinctus (wheat stem sawfly), 5667 nucleotides. RefSeq lists its product as uncharacterized. Gene Ontology annotation, molecular function: monocarboxylic acid transmembrane transporter activity. Gene Ontology annotation, biological process: monocarboxylic acid transport; transmembrane transport. Lineage: Eukaryota; Metazoa; Arthropoda; Insecta; Hymenoptera; Cephidae. The transcript has 7 exons. The coding region runs from base 464 to 3490 and encodes 1008 amino acids. The record is from RefSeq and is a predicted model, not a curated record.